AUGAGUGAACAAUCUGGGCGUAUGCCCAAACUUGAUGAAUGGCCUGCGACUAUGAGUAUGCUCGCAGCUGAUCUUGAUUUAUUGACUCUCAACGAAAAUGCAUUCCCAGAGUCACAGACUGUGACUACGACUGUCUCUGGCACUCGCAAACAUUCACCUUCUAAAAUUGCCGAUGAUUGUUCUCCUCCCAAGCAAUCAUCCUCUGAUUCUAUUUCAGGCCCCCAGGCUUCUACUCAAGUUGUUUCUACUCAAGUUCUUGCUCAGGUUCCUUCCCAGGUUUCUGUCGUCUCAUCUUAUCCUGCCUUUUCUUCGACCCCAUCCUCUUUUAUCUCAUCCCAUCACUACAGUUCAUCUUCUACUUCUACCAUCCGUCCUCCUGCAAACCAGCGUCUUAAUUUAGCACCUGGACACUAUCCUGGAGUUUCUGAAUUCGUGCCUCAAGCCUACCCUCCUCUCGGCUUUCAGCCCCAAUUCUACCAGUAUCCUUCUGAGGCCACACCUCAAGUCUACCACAAUCCUGUUGACUUUACUGAUCAGUCCCCUCCCACAUACGUCUUCGAACCCAACCCUUUUCCAUCCAACGACAACAACAUGGCUUGGCCAUUUGACCUGGGUGGGAUCCCCAAUUUAAGAGAUUUCGAGCGCUUUGAAAAUUUUUCGAUCGAAGAGCUUCUUCAGCAAGCUUCGAUUCCAUUUGCUAGCAUCGCUGAGAUGCACACACCUUCUCGCAAUGGUGUUGUGAUGAUUUCUAACAUUCCCUACACUGUGACUCGCCAGGAGGUGGCCUCGUUCCUUGGACGCAGUGCAAACCUGCUCCCAUCCUCUCAAGGAUGUCCGAUUCACAUUAUCAUGGAACGGUCCACUGGCAAGACCAUGGACUGCUAUGUUGAAUUCCCAACAAAGAAGGAUGCCGAAGACACUGUCGACCGGAUCAAUCGUGCCUAUGAUGCUGGCAGCGCUCCACGUAUGGGCAGCCGCCAUGUUGACAUAGAGCUCAGCACCCCAGCCAAGCUGCUCAAGGCUACUUUUCCUCGGGCGAAGUGCAUUUCGUGGGAUGAUGGAAGACCUGUUCAGCUUGUCAACAAAGAUAGUUGGUCUACCGGCUUCGAUGGCUUCCUUACCGACGAGGAACUGUUUUGUCUCACUCGGCACGCCGAACAACCUCACCGUAGCGCAUUUGCUAACAAGGUUCCUCAACGUUGUUAUGAAUCGUUCAUCACCACCAUCUGGAAAUUUCCGUGGCAUGCAACUCAUCUUUACACCGUUCAUCACCGCAAUGCGCUUUUCAAGACUCUUGGUACGUUGAUCAGGACUCUGGUGGAGCGUAUGCAGAAGACAAACACUGUGGGCUUGGACAUCCGCCUUCUCAACGAGUUGGUUCAUGCAGGAAUCAGUUGCCCUGGUUUCAAUCCUCGCAUGAAAUAUUGCUUUGCUUGGUGGUCAAAGGAUAAGAAAGGGAUUGAGUCAUUGGACCAUGAUUGGUGCCUUUAUUUCCCAUUUGAUACCUUGACAUAUGUGCCCGGACAGAGUUCUGCGGCUAUUCAGUUUUACGCCUACGUUAUGUCCAACGGUUCCGUUCUGCGCACCGAGAAUGACGGUUUACCCAACAAGCACACUCACCCUGAGAUUGAGCGAAUCUUCGGACGGUUCUGGUUUGAGUGGGAUGAUGACGUUGCCGGUAACAAGGUCUUCAAGGAUGCGAUUAUCUACGAAGCCAGUGUUCUUCGGAAGUUCAUAAUCACUGGAUUCCAGCAGCUUCACAGAAGAAAAUCUAGCGUAUCAACCAUUGGCACGGCCCCUGGCUCAUCCCCCACCCACAGUCACACCUCAGUUGAUAGUCAGCGCACAAUCUCGGUAGCUCAGAGUGGCUCGGUGGAUCCCAGCCCUGCUUCUCAGGAGAGCUCGACUGUUUCGGCCGCCAGCAAUAUGACUAGGAGCCUCCGUGAGCAUGGUCACAACCGAAAUGUCUCUGGUAACUCCCGUGGUAGCUCUCAGCAACUUGAUGCUGACCAAUAUCUGCUGGACACCCCCACUCAUCGGCCUCGCCCAUCGGUCCCUCCCUACAUUCCGCCGCAUCAACGAUCCGAUACAACCAAGUCCGGCAAGCAGUCUAUUAGCUGGCGUAUGCCUCAAACUCAGGAUGCACCCGCCGCUGGCUCAACUCAGAGCCAGGCUGACAUCCAGCCUGUGUACCGAGCUCCGCAUCCGACCGCGCAGAACGUUCGGUCGUCCUCUGAUCCAUUCGGCCCUGUCCCUUCGAUUGCUCCAACUGGCCAUCGCUCUCGCUCCGAUGCCACCCGUCUGUCGAACGUCGACCGCCAGGCGUUUGAUGAGCUCCGAGCUGCUGGCCGCGGUACCCGAUCGGCAAAGAAGUAA
Penicillium samsonianum is the source of this 2376-nucleotide messenger RNA. RefSeq lists its product as uncharacterized. The transcript has 6 exons. The coding region runs from base 1 to 2376 and encodes 791 amino acids. NCBI's taxonomy places the organism in Eukaryota, Fungi, Ascomycota, Eurotiomycetes, Eurotiales, Aspergillaceae. The record is from RefSeq and is a predicted model, not a curated record. Gene Ontology annotation, molecular function: nucleic acid binding.